AGUGCAAGGAACUUGAAACUAGUCAAUCGAGAUAAUAGUUCGCAGACUCUUCUCAGAAUGAAAGAUUUCCAAACGCUUACGUUCCAAAAUAUCGACAACGUUUUUCGCGGUUCAAGAUCGGUUUCACGGGAAGAACAAUUGGCAUUUUUCAGCGAAGGUGAGCAAGAUCUGACAUCUUGCUCAUCUUCUCUUGAAGUGAAAGACGACGGAAUUUUGCAUCAGUACGUGCUAGUGAAAGUUCUGGACUGGGAUAAGGCAGCUCCUUUAAGCCCGUCAAUAAUCCAACCGCAGUUUAUUAUUGAGGCUAAAAAUGGAGAAAAAUAUGGAGCUUUCGGAAAACUUCACCUGAAUAAAGUGGAGCCUGCUGAUACCAGCAAUCUGCGUCAGUUGAAGGUGAUUUUGAAGAAUCUUGCAAAAACUCAAGCCAAAUAUUGCUCAGUCAACGAAGUUGACAAUACUCACAUUGAGUAUAUUCUGGAAAAUGUUGCCAAACAAGUUACAUCAUUGAGUCAUUUCCAAGACAUUAACCAAACCGAAAUUGACACUGCCCUAGAAAAUCUUCAAAGAACCGCCGAUAAGUUAGCCAAGACAUUGAACUUGGUUGUACAAAGCCAAUGGUUCUCGAACAAUAUUUACAUCAGCUCGGAUAACAGCAAUGUUGUGUUUCUUCAAACCAGCUCCGGACAGUUACUUUCUCCAGCUUACGAUGCUGUGUUCCUGAUAUUUUCAUUGAGCAAUGAAAAAUUUAGGCAGGACCACUUUGAAGAUUUGAUGGAUUACUAUUUCCAGUCACUAGCGCAAGCUCUAAGAUGUGAAAGCUCCGAACUCGCAGAUAAAAUAACUGAAGAAUACAUUGAAUCACAGAUCAACGUUCUUCUGCCAAUUGUAAAACUGGCUUUGAUUAGCAAUAUUGUGCACGAUGAGAAUUCGGAACGAUUUAAGGAACUUGCCACCAAUUUAAAAAGGUAUUUGAAAUUUUAUCAUUUACACCAAGAGGAUAUUUACCAUGCCAUUAAGGUGAAACUAUCAAGCACUGACUACGACUUGCUAAACUAUUCCCUUGAACGGUUGGGUGAAAGUAAUGGCCAUUUAGGAGACUAUUUCAAUGUGAAAGUUGCGGUUCAAUUCCAAAAUAGAGAAGAAAAUUUCCAGCUGUUUGCAAAGAUUAUAUUUGCCGAGAGUGAAGCUCUGAGUGAAAUUAUCGAUUCUGGUAUAGCAGAAAAGGAAACUUUCUUCUAUAGAACACUUCAUGACUUAAGCAAACUACAUGGACUUCACGAGAUAAUGGAUUUCGCUCCUAAAUGUUACAUGUGUGGGUUUAGAGGCUUAAUUCUCGACGAUCUAAGCAGUAUGGGGUACAGAGCGUUAGCACCAAAUGCCCUUAUAAACUUCGAGGAAUUUCAAACUGUUUUAGAUCAGCUUGCUAAAUUUCACGCAACCAGUGUCAUCCUAGAAGAGCGACUGUCCGAAAAAGCGGGCCACAGUGUAAGAUUUGAUUGCCAAUAUCCGCAAAUGUUCAACGAAAACAUUAUCAUGCAGACUGGAUCAAUGGGUGAAUGGAUGAAUAACAGAUUCAAGUCAAUUUUUGUGCUGCUCGAAAAAAUGUCUGAAUUUAAAAAAGACCUUGGUUUCACAGACAAAGAAAUUGAAGAGAGGCUUCAAAAUAUUAGAACUCGCUUAUUCAAAGACCUUCAAUCUUCAACAUCUUUACGGAAUUUUAUCAACCAUGGAGAUAUGUACGUGAGCAACAUGCUGUUCAAAAUGGGCGGGGACAGCUCAAUAUUAGAUGGAAAACUCAUUGACUUCCAAAUGCUCAGGUACCUCCCUCCUGCUCUCGAGGUGCAAUUUUUCAUUACAGUAGCUGCGAGCAAAGAAACCAGAUACAAAUACGAGAAAGUGCUACAGUACACAUACUACGAAAGCUUGUCUAAGUAUUUGAAGAAAUUCCAGUUAGAUCCGGAAGCAAUUUACUCGAGAAAACACUACGAGGAAGACUUACGAAAUACGAAAGCUUCCGCGUUAUUAGUGGGGUACUUUUACGCGUGUUUCGUUUCAAUUGAUCCCGAUUUUAAAAAGGAAAUUAUGCACGAUAUUGAAAAGAUAAACUAUUAUUUAGUGAACCACCAUGAUAAAUAUUUUGACGUAGUCUUGCAAAAUGAAACGUAUAAGCAACAAAUUGCUGGCAUCCUCGAAAGUCUUGUAGAUUGCAUUAAAGGUGAUUCUUAAUAAGAGUGUUGCUAAUUAUCUUGUUAAGUAUUAACUAUAGUUUUUACGUAGGUAGUAUUAAGAUUUUGAUUUAAAUUAACUCACAGAAUCACAUCCAAAUUGAAUAGGUAAUAUUUAUUUAUUACUUACAUAGUUUAAAUGCAGGCUUAAAUGCUUUAGGUGUAAAUAAAUUGUUAACUGUU
Dendroctonus ponderosae (mountain pine beetle) is the source of this 2408-nucleotide messenger RNA. RefSeq lists its product as uncharacterized. Bases 58 to 2226 code for a protein of 722 amino acids. The transcript has a single exon. NCBI's taxonomy places the organism in Eukaryota, Metazoa, Arthropoda, Insecta, Coleoptera, Curculionidae. The record is from RefSeq and is a predicted model, not a curated record.